AAACACCUCCUCGUAGCAAAUAUUGAUCAGACACGUGAUUUUUUUAAAAAGUUCAAAGAUUUUUUUUUCUUUGAAGGAAGCGGUUGAAUGUUACAGUGCGAGGGAGGAGUUGGAAGCCAGACAGCAACCUGAACAAAGGAGUGAGCGCCUGGGGGAUCCCAGGUCGAGUUGCAUUCAUUCAUAGUCAAUGAAGGCAGCCCGUCCAGUCCAUUCAGCGCUGCCUUGAAGUGGGUGACGAAGGCGAUUCCAGCGGCUGGGACGCACUGUGCAGGAGGCAGCGCUGGCGUUUCUGACUCUGGGGCCAACGGCGUGAAGUAUUAAGAGUCGAUAGAUCGCCGCAAUGACAACGAGGAGAGGAUUCACCCAGCAGGAUAUUAACAAAACAGUGUGGGAUGUGUUGGAGAUAUACACCGAGCUGACACCCGUGGGCUCGGGAGCCUAUGGCACAGUUUGCUCAGCCAUUGACAAGCGCGCUGGUGCCAAGGUAGCGAUCAAGAAGCUCUACCGACCCUUUCAGUCCGAGCUCUUUGCCAAGCGAGCUUACCGGGAACUCCGCCUGCUGAAACACAUGAAACAUGAGAAUGUUAUUGGGCUGUUGGAUGUUUUCACACCAGACCUGUCGUUGGAGAAAUUUCAUGAUUUUUAUUUGGUUAUGCCUUUUAUGGGAAUGGACCUCAGCAAACUAAUGAAGCAUGAGAAACUGACUGAAGAUCGGAUCCAAUUUCUGGUGUAUCAAGUCCUAAAAGGCCUAAAGUACAUCCACUCUGCAGGGAUCAUCCACAGGGAUCUUAAACCCGGGAAUUUGGCGAUCAAUGAGGACUGCGAGUUAAAGAUUCUGGACUUUGGGUUGGCAAGACAUGCUGAUCAGGAAAUGACUGGCUAUGUGGUAACCAGGUGGUACCGUGCCCCGGAGGUGAUACUUAACUGGAUGCAUUAUACUCAAACAGUGGAUAUCUGGUCUGUUGGCUGUAUCAUGGCAGAGAUGAUUACAACACGCCCUCUUUUUAAAGGCAUCGAUCAUUUAGAUCAAUUAACAGAAAUCAUGAAAGUAACAGGGACACCAACCCAAGACUUUGUUCAGAAGCUGCAAAGUCAAGAUGCUAAAAAUUACAUCAAAAGUUUGCAAAGGGUCCCAAAGAAAGACUUCAAAGCUCUGUUUGGAAAUGUUAAUCAAGUGGCAGUCAACCUUUUAGAAAAGAUGCUUGUGCUCGAUGCCGAGAAACGGGUAACUGCAGAGGAGGCCCUGGCUCACCCGUACUUUGAGCAGUAUCGAGAUCCUGAGGAAGAGACUGUGGCAAAAGUGUACGACAAUAGUUUUGACAACGUAGAACUCACCAUUGAAGAAUGGAAAUGUCAUACAUAUGAAGAAGUGGUUAACUUUAAGACUUCAACAGCAGUACCAGAGUCUAAAGAAACUUCAGUGUAGCUCUGGCUUCAUAACUACACAACAAACCAGGCAAAGUAUAUAUUUGUGCAGCAAGGAGCUGUGAAAACAUUCAUUAUUUUAGAUGUGUUUUCUUUUUAGCCUUUGGAAAUAUAUGUACAGUACUGUAUUACUAUGCCUAUGGCCUCCAGUUCAAAUACAGAGUGAUUUGUUUCUUUCAAGGUCAAACUAACACUAUACCAACGUUCUUUGAAAGGUGCUUUCAGAGUUAGAACAGUCGUAAACAUUCUACUGCCUGGCAUUGUACAAUUCCAGACAAGAUCUUCUCCUGUUAGAUAAAGUUAAUUUAGAA
Molecule: messenger RNA, 1736 nt
Organism: Amblyraja radiata (thorny skate)
Lineage: Eukaryota; Metazoa; Chordata; Chondrichthyes; Rajiformes; Rajidae
Product: mitogen-activated protein kinase 12
Exons: 12
Coding region: 341-1426 (361 amino acids)
Biological process (GO): protein phosphorylation
Molecular function (GO): MAP kinase activity; ATP binding
Source: RefSeq, a predicted model, not a curated record